Molecule: messenger RNA, 2538 nt
Organism: Amphibalanus amphitrite
Lineage: Eukaryota; Metazoa; Arthropoda; Thecostraca; Balanomorpha; Balanidae
Exons: 7
Coding region: 131-1558 (475 amino acids)
Source: RefSeq, a predicted model, not a curated record
GCACCUUGAUUCUCACCAAAGCCCACCCAAAGCCCUAUUUGUGUUGAUAGGUGUUUUUUUUAUUGAUAUUGAUAUAGGGGGAUCGGGUGUCGUUACGGUCGGAAAUAUUUAAUAUUUUAAUUUUGCUGCUAUGCUGCUGCUUUCAGAGAAUGAAUAUCACGAAGUGAAGGGCAAGGGUGGCCAUUCUUAUAUCCUAUGUGAAAGGAUGGGAAUGUUCCCGAACAUCCAUAAGGAGUUGUUUUCUGGCAAAGUGAUUGCUGUCCGCUGUGCAUCCACUGAAGCCAGUGCCAAGGAAUGGCUCCGCCUGUUUGAAGAAAAAACCAAAGCAUCUUUUUCUGUCAUGACCACUGGGUCAGCAAGGAGUAUGAAUCCCUGGGUUCUUUGUUAUAAGCGGCUCGUGUGCCAACACUAUGCUCGGCAAAAGCCUGGCAAGACUUGUAAAGCUUCGCCACGUGACACCGGAUGCCCCGUCACCCUCGAUAUACGCGUACGCAAAGUGACCUUCCAGAAAAAUGCCAAAAGCAGGUCCAAGAAGCCUGACGCGGGCUAUGCGCUUCAAGUGAAGGCUCGGGGCCAACACAACCACCCGCUGGAGACGGCGACGGUCCUUAAGUUCCGUCGGGUGAGCGAGCGCACGAGGGAGCGGAUCGUGGAGCUGUUUCGGCACCACCACUCGCCGGCGACGGCGCUCCGAACGCUGAAGCUGCAGCUGCAGGCGGAGUACGGCGAGCGGUACCCGCUGAUAGCGGCCGACCGCGGCAUCCUGCCCGAUACAAACUACUUCUACAAACUCCACAAGAAGUUCUUGGCUUCGGAGUGCGGCGAGCAGCGGACCGCGGGCAGUAUUGACCAGCAGCCGACCGCGGGCAGUGUCAACCAGCAGCCGUCCGCGGGCAGUGUUGACCAGCAGCCGUCCGCGGACAGUAUUGUCAACCAGCAGCCGCCCGCGGGGAGUGUCGACCAGCAGCCGUCCGCGGGGAGUGUUGACCAGCAGCCGUACGCGGGCAGUGUUGACCAGCAGCCGUCCGCGGGCAGUGUUGACCAGCAGCCGUCGGCGGUGCCUGACGGUGGCGACGACACGGCCUACCACGACGGCGACGACGGCGAGAUGGAGGAGACGGAUGGAGACGUGGAACCGAGCGCCAGCCUGUCUGGCCCGGACGACCACCUCCAGACCAUGCGAGACGAGAUAAAAGCUCGGCUGGACUCCUUCACACGCCGAGUGCUGAAAUCAGCUGUAACUUCAGAUGAGGUGGAAGACUGGCACCGUGCUGUCGUAGCUUUUGACACCAAGUUCAGCAAGAUGUCAAAGGCUGCGCGGAAGUUGGCCUUCUACAACUUCGGUGCGGCACCCGGGGGAGGACGGUCGGGCACCAGGACCGGCAGGAAGCCGACCAGCACCGCCGGGCGCACCUCCGCGACCGAACCCGAGUGUGUCCCGGCCGGCCAGUGGGCAGCGGUGAACACCAGUACACCGGCACAGCGGGUAGUCGCCGAGCCACAGAGUCUCAGCACCGUGUGGAUCCAAAUCGCCGACUUUGAAACGAUGGAGCAGUAACCGUGGUGUCGGGCUGACGAUCGACUCUCGGUCGGCGGUGGCGGGCUCACCGGCUGGCCGCUGUGUCAGCAGGGCGACCUGCUGGUGACGGAGGCGCCCGGCGGCUACCCGGUGCUGCUGCGCGACCACGACGCGCCGGCGGGGCGGGACCCGGUGCGCCGCUGGAGCCUGGCCUGCUCCGACCUGGAGCGCUCGGUGGCCGUGUGGAGGAGCGCGCCGCCGGCCGGGCACUGCUCUCGUUCGGCGGCGACCAGGCGCGACUGGAGCUGGUGGGGAGCGCCGCGCCUCUGGACCCGGCCGCCGCCUUCGGGCGGAGCGCGUUCGCCGAACGGACCGCAGAGCUCACCGGCGCUGAGGCACGGGUGCGUGUCCAGUGAGGUACCAUGCUCACGCCGCAGGCCACCAUGGGAGACGCCUGGUAAGGCGGACGUCAGCCGCGGGCGUAAGUGGUUGAAAUGAAGUUCAGUGAAGCAGUUGUGCCUUCUAUAAAUCAGGACUAGAGCUCCGCGUGCUUUCAAGUUGUUUUUUUUUUUUCUAGCGUUUCAGACAGUUUUUAGGAACGAAACCGCCCUAGUUCUCGUGAAUUGAAUAAGUGAAGCACAAUUCACCUGGUUGGGUUUGGGUACGUUGUUGUCUGCGUUGGCACGAGUGCCUUUUCCCGCUGGUUGCCAGGUUAUGCUGCCGAUCUAGUGUUGUGUUAUUUAUUGUCAAGAUGUUCCAGUGCAAAGCGACAGGCCACGAGCAGCAGUAAGUGACUCGAGUCCGUUGACGCGAGUGGUCCAAGUGGUAGUCGUAUGGCUGAUCCAAGCUUCAUUGAAGACGCAGAUGCCCGACAGACCUGAGAGUACGUCUCACCGCGCCGACCUAACUGGUGGUCCUUAAGAAAUGGGAGUUGGGAACAUGUUUCCGUGUUGCGUUGUCAUAUUGAUGAAGCUUAGGCUUGUAUGUGUAAAAUAUAUCCUCCACGAGUCAGUAAUGUA